AUGCAGCGGUUCAGGUGGAUGCGGAACACGCCGCUCAGGCGGUACGCCAAAUUGGGUAGCCAAUUUUGGGGUAAUAAAAUGGGCGGAAAAGUGAGCAGCAAAACGGAAUGCGCAGUGAACGGCACACCCCUCUGUAGACAUUUCUCAACCAGCGAAAGCGCCAACUUGAAAAAGAAUCCUGCCACUGGGACCAAAGGACCAGGAGAUGCAACUGCUGCAAAUAAAAGAGACAAUAAGGGGAGUAGCAUGAAGAUGGGAAAAAUAUCACAAGUCAUAGGAGCCGUGGUGGAUGUCGAAUUUGAGGACACCCCCCCGUCCAUUCUAAACGCACUAGAAGCAGAACUGGAUGAUAAAAAAAUAAUUUUAGAAGUUGCACAGCAUCUGGGCAAUAAAGUGGUGAGGACCAUCGCCAUGGAUGCAACCGAUGGCCUGGUUAGAGGACAAAAGGUAUUAGAUAGUGGUAAACCAAUAUCAGUACCUGUAGGAAAAGAAACGCUUGGAAGGAUUAUGAAUGUCAUUGGGGAACCCAUUGAUGAAUGCGGAAAUAUAAAAUCAGCCAAAACAUUACCUAUACAUAGGGACCCACCUUUAUUCACAGACCAGAGUACAGAACCUGCUCUUCUAAUCACAGGCAUUAAGGUAGUCGAUCUAAUUGCACCAUACGCUAAGGGAGGUAAAAUAGGUUUGUUUGGUGGUGCAGGGGUGGGGAAAACGGUACUCAUUAUGGAAUUAAUUAAUAACGUAGCUAAGAAACAUGGAGGGUAUUCUGUCUUUGCUGGAGUGGGGGAGAGGACAAGAGAAGGAAAUGAUUUGUAUCAUGAAAUGAUAACUACUGGAGUGAUUAAGAAAAAAAAAAUCGGAAAUGGAGAAUAUGAUUUUAAUGGGUCAAAAGCUGCUCUGGUAUAUGGACAGAUGAAUGAACCCCCAGGAGCUCGUGCAAGAGUUGCCCUAACUGGUUUAACCGUAGCAGAAUAUUUUAGAGAUGAAGAAAAUCAGGAUGUGUUACUUUUUGUGGAUAAUAUAUAUAGGUUUACUCAAGCAGGAUCUGAAGUGUCCGCUUUGUUAGGUCGUAUACCUUCCGCAGUCGGAUACCAACCUACUUUAUCUACUGACUUAGGAGCUCUACAGGAGAGAAUUACCACAACGAAAAAUGGAUCCAUCACAUCUGUUCAAGCUGUUUAUGUACCUGCAGAUGAUCUGACAGACCCUGCACCUGCAACCACCUUUUCUCAUCUUGAUGCAACCACGGUGCUGUCAAGAUCUAUAGCUGAGUUAGGUAUUUAUCCUGCUGUUGACCCAUUGGAUUCAACCUCCCGUAUGUUAACGCCAGAUAUUGUGGGUGCAGAACAGUACGAAGUGGCCAGAAAUGUACAGCAGAUCUUACAGGAUUAUAAAUCACUACAAGAUAUUAUCGCUAUAUUGGGAAUAGACGAACUGUCUGAACAGGAUAAACUAACCGUCGCCAGGGCAAGGAAGGUACAAAGAUUUCUCUCGCAACCAUUUGCCGUGGCUGAAGUGUUUACUGGUAAACCGGGUAGGUUUGUCGAGUUGGAAGAUACCAUCAAGGGAUUUUCAGAGUUACUCAAGGGCAACUGUGACGAUCUGCCAGAGAUGGCCUUCUACAUGGUGGGCGACCUGGAGGAAGUCAAGUCCAAGGCCGUUGAGAUGGCCAAGCAGGUGUCCUGA
Molecule: messenger RNA, 1686 nt
Organism: Plasmodium fragile
Lineage: Eukaryota; Apicomplexa; Aconoidasida; Haemosporida; Plasmodiidae
Product: ATP synthase subunit beta, mitochondrial
Exons: 1
Coding region: 1-1686 (561 amino acids)
Biological process (GO): proton transmembrane transport; proton motive force-driven mitochondrial ATP synthesis
Molecular function (GO): ATP hydrolysis activity; ATP binding; proton-transporting ATP synthase activity, rotational mechanism
Source: RefSeq, a predicted model, not a curated record